AUGCCUGCGCGGCUCGGACUUCUCCUGGAAGUCCGGCGGCGGCGUCGCGUGUGCGCGACGCAGGUCGCUUCCCUACCGCAGUCUCUCUUCUCUUUCUCGGUCCCUGUUUAUUCCUUCUCUCCAUUUCUGGCGCCCGCUCGCCCUCAUCCUGAAGCGUCUCUCGCGUGUGCGGCGCCGCACGCUUCAGAGCGCUCUCUGGUGGGGCGUCGCCUUAAAGGCCGAGCCGCCCCCGCAGCGAGUCCUGUCUCUGCGAGCGGGAGCAGACGGCGCUCCACGGCGCCCAUUCGAGAGAGGGUUUGUCGCUCUGUGGGCGGCAGCGAGUCGCGCGCGAGAAGGACAGAGGCUCCUUCUCCGCGUGCGGGCGCAUCCUCUCCCAGCUCCGCCGCCCCCGUGCUGCGUGGCUUUGUCCCCUCCGCGUCGCCGGCGCCGCUCCUGUCUGUGUCUCGGCCUCUGUACGCCGCUUCCUUCGCCACUUCGUCCGCAGCCGCGUGCGUCUCCGCUCCCGCCGCAUGCUGGCGGGCCGGUGUGACGUCCUUCGCCUUGUCUCUUUCGCAGCGGCGCGCAGCGCCCGACUGGGUCAGCGCCAUGGUGGGGAAGCUGAAGAGCUCGCUGGCAACCAAGUCGGACUACGGCAAGGAAACAGGGCAGAAAGGGACGGCCGCGGCGACGGACCCGCUGCGCGAGCACGGCCUCUUCGGCGUCGCCAGCGCCAUUGAGCAGAAGGCAUCGGCUUUCCUCUCGCGUCUCACCGACGCGCAGCAGCGGCAACUGGAAAAGCAGGGUCUGCUGGUCAGUCGCUUCUACCGCUACCUGAUCAUUUCCCUCAUGGAGAAGGAGGGCGUGUUCACCUUUUACGACUUUUACGUGUGGCGGAAGGGCUGCCUCGAGUACCUCAAGGCGGCUGAAGAAGAGAUGCAAGGCAUUGUCGGGAAGUCCGCGAGGAAGCUCGCUGAUCUCGGCUGGGAAAAGCUGCGUCCCUCGACCUCGCCCGAGUUCAAAGAAAUGGAGCUCCACUUGAAAAUCCUGUCGCAUUUCACUCCGGAGGAGCUGUCUCGCGACACCGCGCAGCAUUUCACCUCGGGGGCCAUCAAGAACAUCGCGAAAGCGGCUGAUACAACAGUGAAAAACGUCAAAAACGUCCUUCUGGGGCACGCCAUUGCGCUCACGGAUCGGACUUGGUAUAUGCGCCUGAUGGAGAUGAGGCGUCCGAUCCCGCAGACUGUCGAGGAUUACCUUCUGCUCGCCGAAAUCGACCGGCCUUACAUGAUUCGGCUGCCCUACGGAGAGCGAUUUUUCAACUACGAGCUCGAGGAGGCGCUGAAGAAGCAACGCGCCGCCAACCGAUACAAGUCGCAGAGAGACGUGCCGCGUCUGGGCCGCCGGCAGCACCGCGUCAGGCGGCUGUUCGUGCCCAACGAGCGCGUGGCGUAUGACCGCUGGGCGCGGAUGCCACAAGCCCGCUUGGAUGCCUACGGGAACUUUCUCUUUCGUCUCCACCAAGAGCCCAAGGGAGCCGUCGCCCGCGCGCGCGCCGCCGAGCGCGCCAAGCAGCGGGCGGCGAUGGAGGCGGAUGCGGAGUGCUACUCCGACGCCGCGCUAUCUGCCAGCCGCAUCACGCUGAACAACCUGCCGCCAGGGGCUUUCCGCCGGCGCACAGGCAUGGUGAGGAAGAGCGGUGAGAUUCACCACCUCGCCCCGCCGGAGGAACCCGAGCUCCGAGAGAUCUUCGCGGCCGCCGUCCAGCGCGAAAAGGAUGAAAAACGCAAGAGGGAACUGCUCAUGCAGGAAAACGCCGACACCACACAGCGAAGAGAACAGGACCAGAAUCUCCACUCAUGGCGCGUAGAUGGCGGGCUGUGGGGGUGA
Messenger RNA from Besnoitia besnoiti, 1866 nucleotides. RefSeq lists its product as uncharacterized. The transcript has 7 exons. NCBI's taxonomy places the organism in Eukaryota, Apicomplexa, Conoidasida, Eucoccidiorida, Sarcocystidae. The record is from RefSeq and is a predicted model, not a curated record. Bases 1 to 1866 code for a protein of 621 amino acids.